AUGGAGUUGUCACUCCGCGCAGCGGGUUUUCCAGCUGGCCACGUUUAUGGAGGCCCUUCGCGUUCGUACGGCGCCCCGGGCCGCCGCGGAGACGAGAGAUUUGCGUCAUCGGCUGCUGUCACCGUGAUUGCGGCCUUGCAUGCGCAUCGCUGCCAUGCCAGGCGGCAUCGACAGCUGCUCGCCGCGCGAAAGGCGCAGGACUUCGAGCGGGCUGCAGGUGCUGAUGUGGGGAAGGCUGAAAGUUACAACUGCGGGGCUGCGAGCGUUGGCGGCUACGACCCAGAUCGCCACAAGGUGAACCAGGAUGCCUGCUACGUCGAAGAGUUGCCAGAUGGCCGGCUCCAGGCAGCCGUCAUCGAUGGCCACGGCAAGAAAGGCCACGUUGUCUCUGGUGCUUUGAAGGAGCUUCUCCCGCCCUUGGUGGUGGAGCAGCUAGCAACCGAGGAUGCAGCGACCAGCCUGGUUCGAGCCUUCGAAGCAAGCGACGCUGCGCUUCGUACCGCUGGUAACGUGUGGGAACCCAAGCGCGCACUUCAGGUGCUGCUGCUGUUGCGGCGAUAG
This is a messenger RNA of Symbiodinium sp. CCMP2592, 561 nucleotides long. The record is from the annotation of a GenBank genome assembly. Lineage: Eukaryota; Dinophyceae; Suessiales; Symbiodiniaceae.